AUGAGCUCAAAGGAUAACUUGGCCCUGGAUCUGGAGCACGGCGUGCGACGCUGGGAUCGCGCUCGCUGGAUAUCCGUCUUCAGCUCGCAUAACCCGACUAUACGCGAGGUGACGGAAUGCUUGGGCCUGGGCUUAUCGGCGUCUUCGUCCACGACCAACCGCGGCAUUCCGAAAUUCGACAACCCAGACUACCGCAAGCUCUCGAGUGAGGUGACGAAGCUGUCCAAGGAAUUGCCAAAAGAAAGAGAUUUGUUGCUGGAUUUCGCGGCGGAUCCGAGUUCCCUGAACCAGGAGCUCGAGGACCUGCUAGCGAGUUACGGACCCGCUAUUUGGGGCAGGGAUGCGGAUCGCAGCUGUUUACUCACGCCGGAUGCGACCAAGAAGACGUAUAACAAAGAUCUGUUUUACGAGGAGCCGGAGCAUAAGGAUAUUCUCAAGAUUCAUCUGCAUCGGUGGAUCAUCAUCAAAGCUUGCUACUACAUUCGCAACAUGAAGUUGAAGAGGCCAUCGGGUGCGAAUGAGUAUGAUCAGCUUGCCGAUAUCGAUGCCGAAGGCCUUAAGCGCAAGAGCAAUGCUCACCUCACCAUGUCCGACGAUGAAGAUCCUGAGGCUUCGCCAAUCAAAAGGCCGUACAGCACUAUGCCUGUGAGCCGGAAGGGCAGCCCAAGGAAGUCACUCAAGUCACUGUAUCCUGCAGGCCCGGGCAGCAUGGAGAACAUACCUCCUAUGCCGACGCACAUGCAUCGUUUCUCGCCAGCACCAGGAACCGCAUCUGAACCCUCGCGGAUACAGCUCAGUCCUCUAUCAAACAACGACUUGAACGGCGUGUCAAGGCCUCCUGCUAUCACCCAAAGCUCCGCACCUGCAGGCUUCACGGCUGUCAACAACGGAGGUUUCACUGCUGUUAACAACACGCCUCCACCUAGCGAGCCGCCUCGAGAGCCAACACGGGAAGCAUCCAGAGAACCGUCGAGAGAAGUGCACCGACCCCCUCCUGGUAUUGGACAUCGUCACAGCAACAGUUACACGAGCCCAUAUGAGCCGUCUUCACGCAGUGCUGCCAUGGCUCGAUCUGCUACGGAAACUCCUCGAUCUGCACCGCCUGCCACUCCUACACCAGCUUCGAAUCAAGGGUUUCAAGCAGUGAACGCAUCUUCAGCAGCUAAUGGAGCAGGUGGAUAUAUGAAGAGGGAGUCUCCUGCCGUUCAGCCUCCUCAGCACACAAAUAUCGCUCCGCAGCCACAGCAGUCGCAACCGCAGCCACAGCAGUCGCAACCGCAACCUCAAGCACAACUGCAGCAGCAACAGACACCUACACCACAUGCGCAGGCCGCACCUAAUCAGCCUAUCAUGGCACCUAAUAAGCAGGUUACCUCUGCACCCGCGAUACAAAGCGCCCCCGCAUACGGCAUACAACUCGUUCCUACUACACAAGACGCACCGCCCGCGCCCUCGAGCAAACCCCGAGCGCCCUCAAACCACAGCCAGCCCGCCGCCGCACCCCAACACACCUCACCGCACCAACCCGUGUUGAAAAGCCACCAACAACCGCCCCAACCCCCCGAAACCGCACACGUCGUCCAGCCCCCACAACCCCAAACCUUCCCCCGCGGCUCCGUCUCGACAGCCGACCUCCGCCUCCUCCAAUGCGAAGUCACCGCCGGCCUCUUCACCUUCUUCUACCCUCGCUCCACAAUGCCGCCCGACGAAGCCAGCCUCCUCGUCCGCAUGCACACACUCUGGUACCACGGCGAACCCCUCUUCCGCACCGAACUAUCCACACACUACGAUCUCGUGUCCAAGAUCCUCACCGCAUGGCUACACGAGCGUCAAGCUAUUGCUUCACUACGGCACAGCAUGGCCGCCAACCCCGGCGUGUCUCACAUUGGCCUGGUAGACCGGUUGCUGGCUAUGAACGAUCUUAGGGCUAUGCGGUUGAAGUGGAAGAAUAUGAGUAGUAUUGAUGGACUGAGUCCUGAGGAUCUGCUUUGCAUGGCUUUUAGGGUUAUGACGAAUACGGAGGGGAGCGAAUAUAUGUUUAAAGAUGGGUUGGCGAGGCUGGAGCUCGGUGUGUUUGAGUUUUUGAGGAGCGAGGAUGCGAAGAUUGUUAUGCAGCGGAGGGAUACGAGGGCGGGGUGA
Molecule: messenger RNA, 2139 nt
Organism: Alternaria ethzedia
Lineage: Eukaryota; Fungi; Ascomycota; Dothideomycetes; Pleosporales; Pleosporaceae
Exons: 4
Coding region: 1-2139 (712 amino acids)
Source: RefSeq, a predicted model, not a curated record